Ruditapes philippinarum (Manila clam) is the source of this 1817-nucleotide messenger RNA. RefSeq names its product L-xylulose reductase-like. The transcript has a single exon. The record is from RefSeq and is a predicted model, not a curated record. Lineage: Eukaryota; Metazoa; Mollusca; Bivalvia; Venerida; Veneridae. Gene Ontology annotation, molecular function: L-xylulose reductase (NADPH) activity; carbonyl reductase (NADPH) activity. Gene Ontology annotation, biological process: xylulose metabolic process; glucose metabolic process. The coding region runs from base 87 to 845 and encodes 252 amino acids.
UAGAUGACCCUUUGCUGACCUGUCUAAACUAAGCUGGUUAUACAAUGAGUUGAAAUUUUAUAAAGGUAAUAUCAAUCACUGUCACCAUGUCGUUUGAUUUUAAAGGUAAGAAGUAUCUUGUAACGGGUGCUGGCCAAGGCAUUGGACGUGGAAUUGCAAAAUCGCUUGCUGAACUUGGAGGGACUGUGUAUGCACUUAGUCGAUCUAAAGAACCGCUAGAUAGUUUAGUAACGGAAAAUCCUGCUAUACAUCCAAUUGUUGCGGACAUUGGAAACUGGGACGAAAUACGGGAUAAAUUAGCAAAUAUGGAAACAUUAGACGGGCUAGUUAACAACGCAGCUGUUGUUCCUGUUGAAACGUGUUCUGGAUUGGAUUGGAGUAGAGAUUAUCUCGAGAAAGCAUUUAGUACGAAUGUUCUUGGAGCGAUCAACGUAAUUCAAAUUGCCGGGAAGAAAAUGGUUAAAGCAAAACGACCAGGAUCUAUUGUGAAUGUGUCAAGUGUCACCUCGCUACAGGCACUUCCGGGUAAAUUGCCGUACUGUGUUUCGAAAGCUGCUCUGGAUAUGGUCACAAAGCAGUUUGCUGUGGAGCUUGGAAGAAGCAACAUUCGGGUCAAUUCCGUAAAUCCUACCCUGGUUACCACACAGAAAGUGCAGAAAGGAAUAGAAGCGGGCUCCCCAUUCUGCAAACUUUUUACAUCGAAAACGCCAAUGAAGCGUGUAGCGGAAGUAAAUGAAGUUGUCUCCCCUGUACUAUAUUUACUCAGUGACAUGUCGUCAAUGGUAUCAGGUACGUGUCAAGUCAUUGAUGGGGGAGCAGUUGCGGCGUUCAGUAUGAUUGAUUGAAAUAUCAGCUAAUCUUAAUUACGAGUGCAUGAUUCCAAGUCCUUGCCGGUAAUAUUUCAUAGUAAUCUAUUAUAUCAACCGCAUUGUGCAUGCAUAAGCUAUCGUAUGCGAUACGAAAAACAGUUGGGGCACCCACAGCCUAUGGACACAUUUCUUGUUAAAAGUAUCAUGAUGUAAGCCUCUUAAUUUAUGUUCUGUGUGUAUUUCUAUUUGUAAAUCAUAAUAAAUGAUGUACAGUCAUUCCACUUCACAAUCUCUCUUUUCUGUCUCUUUUUAAAUAAUAAUCUGUUCUUGAAAAAAAUUGACUAACUUCUCCACAUGAACAAGAGGCAUUCAAAACAUUUGCACGUGUAAACUACUUUUUCUAUGUUCAUUUCAUUAUCAUCAUCCAAGUGUUCCCCUAGAUAACCUGAAACAAUGGAGCAUAUAACUGACAUUCUGCAGAAACUUAAGUUAUAUGAAGAUUUUAAGUAAUGAAAUAGGCGUUUUGCUUUGCAAAUUAUGACUAAAUUUAAGAAUUUAUCACAAUUUUUACUGUCAUCCCGUUUCUAACAAAGUACUAGUAAAGCAAUGGAUAUUUUUUGUAUAUUGUUAUCAAUUAUAUACAUACAAUGUGUAUAGUUUCUGUGGUUAACAAGAUAAAGGCAGUAUAUUUCAUCCACUUUGGCAAUAGCCUUUAAUUUGGUAUCUUGAAUACUUUCCUGGUACAUAUAAAAAUGCUACUUUAAAGAUAAACUCACCUACUUACAUGGAAGACAAACAGUGUGACACUACAGUCGCCAUUGUCAUGCAAUGCACGUUCAUUAUUUUUAACCAGUUAAAUGUAAAAUAAACCCAGAUCAGCGUUCUUGAAUUCUUUUAUUGUUUAUAUAUAUAUUUUAUAAUUUAUGAACAUUAAUAACUAUAUUCUUAAAAGACAUUCUUGGUUUUAACUGUAGCAAUUCCACGAAAUAAAAUUCAUGCAAAAUUCCA